AUGUCACAAAGAAUUGUUGAUAUAAUAUCUAAAAUUGCAUUGCCAGCUGGUAUUGCAUUUGCAUUAGGUCAGUCAUCAUUAUAUGAUGUUCCAGGAGGUAAAAGAGCUAUAAUUUUUGAUAGAUUAAAAGGGGUUGAACAAAGAGUUAUUGGUGAAGGUACUCAUUUUUUAAUUCCUUGGUUACAAAAAGCAGUUGUAUUUGAUGUUAGAAUUAAACCAAAAGUUAUUGCUACAACUACAGGAUCAAAAGAUUUACAAAAUGUUUCAUUAACAUUAAGAGUUUUAACAAGACCUGAAGUUUCAAAAUUACCUAUAAUUUAUCAAACUUUAGGUUUAGAUUAUGAUGAAAGAGUUUUACCUGCAAUUGGUAAUGAAAUUUUGAAAUCUAUAGUUGCACAAUUUGAUGCAGCUGAAUUAAUAACUCAAAGAGAAGUUGUAAGUGCUAGAAUUAGACAAGAAUUGAGUAAAAGAGCAAAAGAAUUUAAUAUUGAAUUAGAAGAUGUUAGUAUUACUCAUAUGACAUUUGGUAAAGAAUUUACAAAAGCAGUUGAACAAAAACAAAUUGCACAACAAGAUGCCGAAAGAUCAAAAUAUUUAGUUGAAAAAGCUCAACAAGAAAAGAAAGCAUCAAUUAUAAGAGCUGAAGGUGAAGCUGAAAGUGCUGAUGUUGUUAGUAAAGCAUUAGCUAAAGCAGGUGAUGGUUUAUUAAUGAUUAGAAGAUUAGAAGCAAGUAAAGAUAUUGCACAAACUUUAGCUCAUUCACCAAAUAUAACUUAUUUACCAAAUGGUGGUAAUGAUGGUGGUGAUUCAAAUGUAAGUGGUGCUAAAAAUUCAUUAUUAUUAAAUUUGGGUCGUUAA
Messenger RNA from Insectozyma verbasci, 858 nucleotides. The record is from the annotation of a GenBank genome assembly. Lineage: Eukaryota; Fungi; Ascomycota; Pichiomycetes; Serinales; Debaryomycetaceae.